Molecule: messenger RNA, 2387 nt
Organism: Zea mays
Lineage: Eukaryota; Viridiplantae; Streptophyta; Magnoliopsida; Poales; Poaceae
Product: sequence-specific DNA binding transcription factor
Exons: 1
Coding region: 851-1855 (334 amino acids)
Source: RefSeq, a predicted model, not a curated record
CGAGUCCGAAGCGCGCCUCCGCUCCACCCCGCUGCCCCCCACGAGCACGGGCAGCGCGCCCGGCCGCCCCCGUGGCUGGCGCCCGGGGCCCGCGGGUCCCUCAGCUGCGUCGCGCGGGCGGUGGAAGAAGAGGACGACGGACGAGGAUGGGACGCCUCUCGGUUCCGGCCUCCCACUUUCUUCCGCACUGCGAGCCGAAUCAUACUCAAGCAAGCCGCGCGCGGGCCGCCGGGGGGAGAGAGAACCGGAGAAGACAAGUGUUUUCUCCCCGGAAUUCCGCGCCAGCUCCUCCUCCCCUGUGCAUUUUGGCAGCGCAGAUCACGCUGCUCCCGUCCAUGAUCCAUCCACCCUCUUCUCCCUUUCUCAUCAGGCCUUGACUGUUCUCGACUCCCCUAAUCACCAGCUCGGUCUAUUCUCCUCUUCCUCGCCGCGCUCCGUCCUGUCUCCGACACACACACGCCAUCUGCUGCCGCGUAAACACCGGGAAAUACCAGGCCUUCCUUUCCUGCUAUAAGCAAGUUUCAACUCCCCAAGUUCGCUGCUUUUGGUCAAUCUUAUCUGCGCUCCCAGGUCUCAGCGUCGCCGGUCCCCUUUUACUUCGAUCCCUCUAUCCGAUCACUGCAAUUCUAAGCUUCAAUUACCUCCUUUCUGGGAAAAUUCACUCUCUGAUAAAGCAAGCCGUUGAGCGGCUCACGCACCACACCACCAGUAGCUAGCUUCAGCUAAGAUCUCCAUCUUCCCCCAUGCUACAAGCUCCUCCAGGACCGUCAGCCAUGGCAGAGCUAUAGCGGUUGCUCCAGUUGGCCCGCUCAAGCCGCGAAAUUCGGGACCCCUUCCCGGCUCCCGCGCCAUGGACGGCCUCCCCGACGCCGACGCGGCGCCGUUGGCGGCCGCGCCGCCGCAGAAGCGCGACGAGUGGAGCGAGAGCGGCAUCGCGCGCCUGCUCGAGGCCUACGAGGCCAAGUGGCUGCUGCGGAACCGCGCCAAGCUCAAGUGGAGCGACUGGGUCGACAUCGCCCGCGAGGUGUCCGUGCAUUGCGCCGACGACGCCGCGGCCGCGGGGAAGCCCCCCGGCGGCGUCGGUAGCAGCGCCAAGACCCCCAACCAGUGCAAGAACAAGGUCGAGUCCAUGAAGAAGCGCUACCGGGCCGAGACCGCCGCGGUGGCGCGCGCCGGCCCGGCCGCCGCCGGCCCGUCGUGGAGGUUCUUCGCCCGCAUGGACGGCCUGCUCAAGGGACCGCCCGUCGGCCCUGACCAGGUGCAGCAGCAGCAGGCGCUGACUAACAGCAGAAUAGACUUGCGAGCUCCGGCGAAACCGGAGGCCGAGGCAGAAGCUGACUUUGCCGCGCAGCUGCGGGAUGCGGUUCCAGGUGCAUUCACUGAUCUGAUGAACAUGGACGCGAAUGGCGCCGUCCCGGAUAAAGCGGAGAAGGCUGACAACAGCAUGCAGAAGGAGAGCGGGCCUGCUGAUAGCGAUGCCAACGUCAGUUCUCCGAGGAGUAAGGUGGCGAACGAGGACGUGGAGGAGGUGGAGGACAAGGUCUGGGACCGGCCCAAGAAGAGAAAGAGCACAGACUUCGAUAUAGCCAAGAGCAUCGAGCUGCUGGCUAGCUCCUUCUUGAAGGUUGAGCAGGCCAGGAUGGAGAUGUACAGGGAGACAGAAAGAAUGAGGGUUGAGGCUGAGAUCAAGAAGGGGGAGAUGGAGCUCAAGAGGACUGAGAUCAUGGCGAAAACACACCUGCAGAUCGCUAGGCUUUUCGCGAGGAAGUUGAAGCAGAGCAGUGGAAAGAACGGUGGCAGUUCGUCAGUAACGGCUGAAGUGGACACCCUUACCAAGAAGGGCGAGAAUGGUUAGUGUCAACGCAACAUCAUGAUAAAAUGGUUAUAGUUUUGCAAAAAGUUCCUAGAAUUUGUUAUAUGGCAAAAGCAAAAAAUUCCCCUAUAGAGUACAUACCUUUCUCUGUCAGCAUUGAACUUCAGCCAGAAUUAACGCUAGCACUUCUCUUUAUCAGAAAUUGAUUAUUAUGUAAAUUCGGGGACAGUUUGGGAGUUUUUGCAGUGGGAUGGCUGUGUAACAUACCAACUUUGCUGCUGUUGUCCGCUUUCAACUAUUCUCGGCCAAUUCUUAGAAAUGAAGUCUUAAUGGUUAUUGCGAGUCAAGAUCUUUCCGCAGUAAAUGGACAUAGUGCUCGUGUUCUGAGAUCAUGUUUUAUUUACUUGUCAUAGAAGGGAUUGAUAGCACUUGUAAAAGGAGUACAAUGGAAGCUUCUUAUCGAGCUCUAAUUUAAGAUUUGUUUCAGACUACAGAUAUUGCUGUAAUUCAUGGAACAUGUUACAAUGAAAAGGAACACCUUUACAUUAAUGAAAUGAUUUGUAUGUUCCAAACA